UUGGCCAUUCUCUUCCUUCUUUCAUCUCUCUCUUCUUUCUUUUGAAGCCCUACUUUUUUCAUACCACGCCCCUCUACAGUCUCUCAGCAGCCUCGCCGCUUGCCUUAUACCCUCUGGGCGAUCACUCGCUCCCGAGUCUCUCGUUCUUCUUACGGAAAGCAUCCGCGCGCUUUGAACGCCCGGCAUAAAAGAAAUCAAACGUAAUACCGCUUUGGUCUUGACGACGUUCCCCAUUCCGCAAUUUUGAUCCACCUGUUGUUACUCCGUUGUGACACUUUCAAGAGUGGUAAAGACCGAAAUGGCUUCCACGCUCGCUUCAAACUUCCUUAUCGAUCCCUCACCGCCAAUUACUACGUCUUCCUCUCCGGUCUCUGCCUUUCAAGUAAGCCAGGCGCCUUAUACGACUUCUGUUUCACCACCCGUACAACAUCCCGGUGGCAGACUCACAACACCAUUAGCGCCUCCUCCCCCACCACCUCUCCACCUGUCGUCUCAUCGCCAUGGACCUGGUCCAGAAAGACAGAUCAGAUACGCCGGGGCUGACCAUACACUUGGGCCGACCUUUAGCGAGGAGGAAGAUGGAGAUGAUUCCGCCUUCAUUGCUGCAAAGAUGGCAGCUUUAGGUCUGGACCCCAAUGGUGUCCCAUACAGUCAAAAUGGCUAUUCAGGGUCUCACAAUGCUCGAGCUCCUCGCGCGAAACGGUCACGCACCCCGACAGUUAUUCGAUUGCAUGAUCAAUCGGGAUACCAGAAGCAUGCUCAGCAGGAGGCUCUGAUUAGCCUUCUCGCACAUCAAGGUUCGUCGGCACAAGUUCGCGAAGCUUUAGCAUUACUUGAGCUUGAGCAGGCUCAGCAAGCCGCAACCGAUCGUCACUACCAUACUCAGAUGAUGGCUCAGAAUAAUGCGCGUUUAGCAGCUCAGCGACAGGCAGACAGGCAGGCGGAGUACGAGAAACAGCUCUAUGUCCAGCAACAGAUGCAGCAGAAGCAGUUGGAGCAACUGGCCAUUCAGCGUGAGGCUACGAAGAGACAAUUCCAGCAGCAACAAGAAGAACAGUAUAUGUUCCAACAGCGAGAGCAACGCUUGCAGCAACUUCAUCUCCAACAGCAGCUAGCUGCUCUUCAGACGGACUCUUAUGUUGCUCAAGCUCAAGCUCAGCGUCAGCGCAGCAUUCUUGGCGCUCAGAUGCAAGCGAAUCUCCAGGCUAGAUCCGAGCGAGCCGCCCAGGCUAACUGGGCCAUGGGAGUAAAUGAAGCGGAUCUCAAGGCCCGAUUCGAGUCGGCUAUGCCCGUAAGGAGUCCAAUCCGUGAAGAUCACUCCCGUUUUGAAACCGCUCUUUAUGGCACGCGGGGCACUUCUACCUCUUCUUCUGCUAGCGGUAGCCCUAAUACCCCUUCCUGGCCCUCUGCUCAGUCUUCUUCGCCCACAAAGUCGAUCUCGGGCAUUGCCGAACCAGUCUCAGUUCCUGUUUCUUCCAAGGCGGCCCCGGGUGGACGUUUCGCUCAGGCUCGUCUUGCUCUCGCUGCCUCUGGUACUUCCUCGUACGGCACUCUCACUGCUACCUUGUCUAAGAGAUCUUCCUCUGAGGACCAAACCACUUUUCCUGUGGCUGAAGUGAAGAUUCCCCCUGGUGAAGUGUCCCGCACUACGCCUGCCUCCCCCAUCACUCAGCAGGCUCGUCAGUCGGUCGGUCUUGGCCUUGGUCGCCCGGCGGCUUCUGUUACAACAGCUGAAGCAAAAAUAACCAGAGACGCGGUUGAUGCUGCUAGUGCUAGGAUUUCCAAUGUCGCCUUUGGCAGACCUCAUUCUUCCGGAAACAACGACUCAAGGUCUUCCAGCCAGUCUAUCGGAUUAGCGGUGAAGAAAAUCUCCGUUGCUCGUCAGCCUUCUGGUCCUCCUGGGGACGUUAAGGAUCUUGGUGACAGAAACUUCCAAGCUCGUAUCCGAAAGCAAGCAGGGCUCAACCUCGGCAUGCUUAAUCGACGAACUGAAUCUCCUGUCGAGAUCGCCUCCACCGCCUAGGCUCGGAUUUCCCAAUUUUAUUUCCCACUUGAUUGCUUUAAUAAUGUACAGUACGCCUGUUUGUAUUUGAUUUAAUGGGAGGUUGCUAGGAGCAACGAUGAGAAGAGCAGGGACACAAGCUGUUGGGACUGUUUUCGCGAACAGCAUCGCUGUCCUUUGGAGAAGAAAGAAAAAAGAAUGACGAAAUCUUCGUCGGCAUGCCCGUUGGCCCAUUCAUUUCCUUUUGUAUAUCAAUACCUGCCAGUAUACAAUAAUUACUAUGUUCGUUGUAGGAUCAGACCAAGAGUUGCUUUUGUGAUGACAUGAUGUUGAACAUAUCUUCGUGGGUCCAACAGACAGCAAACCGCGAGUCGAUAGGUGUAGAGGACAUGAUCAAUGAAGGAAUACGGAAUGGACAUGAUUAGUGAAGGAAUACGGAAAACAAAACAAAAAAGCUGUUUCUAGAACACAAGGUAAUGGAUAUCCAUAUUUAUACAACC
Molecule: messenger RNA, 2502 nt
Organism: Cryptococcus deneoformans JEC21
Lineage: Eukaryota; Fungi; Basidiomycota; Tremellomycetes; Tremellales; Cryptococcaceae
Exons: 3
Coding region: 299-2023 (574 amino acids)
Source: RefSeq, a predicted model, not a curated record